Molecule: messenger RNA, 7337 nt
Organism: Pecten maximus
Lineage: Eukaryota; Metazoa; Mollusca; Bivalvia; Pectinida; Pectinidae
Product: fasciculation and elongation protein zeta-2-like
Exons: 8
Coding region: 8-1108 (366 amino acids)
Cellular component (GO): axon; cytoplasm
Source: RefSeq, a predicted model, not a curated record
AUGAAAAAUGGCGGAGCUACAAUUCGAAGCUCCGCUUGCUAAAUUUGAAAACGAAGACUGGAACGAAUAUAAUGAAUUUCAAGGAGUAACAGACAUUCAAAAUUCAAACAAAGACUAUGAAAAAAGAAGAGGAGUAGAUGUGACCGAUAAUGGUGGUUCAGACAAUUUUGUAGACACAUUUUCAGGAUCGCUUGAGGAUUUGGUUCAUACAUUUGAUGAAAAAAUUACCAAGUGUUUUCGAAAUUUCGAGGAGAAUGUUGAUACAAUUGCACCUGUACAAAUACGAACUCAGGAAGAAAUAAUGAGUGAUUGCCAAAUGUGGUGGACAAUCACGGGGAACUUUGGUAACAUCCUUCCAAUAGACUGGUCAAAAUCCUAUGCAAGGGAGCUGCAUACAAAAGUUCUAAAUCUUGGAGAGCGUAAGGAAUGUGUGACCCCUAAUCUUGAUCUGUCUGAUGAUGAGGAGCUGGCCCAGGCCUUCGACAUGCAUUCCCUCAUUGUUAGCAGUCUGACACAAAAUGACUCUGACCACGUGGAAACGGCCGAGGAAGUCAUCAGUGAAAUCGAGUGCAUGAUGCAGGACCCACAGCAGGAGAAUCCAGCCGAGCUUUACCCCAUAGAGACUGUACCUUAUACUACAAUCAAAGAUUCCCUCCCCUCCUACUCGGAAGCAGAGCUGAAGGGAAUGUCGAAUACAAAGCUGAAUGAGGUCCUAGCAGAGUAUGAGUUGAUCAUCAAAGAGCUAUCAGAGACGUUGAUCCGGGAACUGGCCCUGCGUGACGAAUACGAGUACGAUAAGGAGUUGAAGAACCAGUUUAUCUCUCUGCUCCUCACCAUACAGAAACGCCGCAGGGAGAGCAAUCUUGACAAAAAGAAGAAGAAAAACAAACCAGCUCCACCAACUUCCAGUGUAAACAAUAAUUUGACAAGUCCAGACGGCCCUAAAACUUUCCUUACGACAGUAAUCCCCUACCACACAUUUGAAGGCCCACCAAGAUCUGAACAACUUCAAAUAUACAUUAAAAUACUACAGGCCAUAAAUGAAGACAGUCCAACAGUCCCCACACUUCUGACUGACUACAUCUUGAAAGUUCUGUGCCCUACAUAAGAGCUGUGUGGAUUAGAUGAGCACUCCGUAUGAUACAUGCCUAGCCAUUUUGUAUAUACAGCCAUGAUUUCCGUGACACUGCCAACAGCGUUCUCUCAACUUGUUUUUAUUUCCGGAGCACUUCAGCGCGACAGGUGUGAUGUUGUUUUCAUGGCAGCUCAGCGAUUCAUAUUCAGCUUGUUUUCCCCCAUGCAUUAAGAUUGUACAUACAGGCAUUCUUUGUAUGCUUUAAUGCUAAUUAGUCUAUACCCUAAAAUAGAUUAUAUGUUCAUUAGCAUUUUCACCCAAAGCAUUAGUCAACAUCAUUUAGUGCAAAGGCAAUUCAAAGGUCAUAUUCUCUCUAAAUAAUUUCAAAAUGAAUUUAAGAUUUUAUGCUGUCUGUGUAUAACACUGUAAGGCUGGAGCAAAGCACACAAGAUGUUCUUGCUGUGGUGGAAAAAAUGUGGCAAAAAAAGUGGCCGAGCAUCUUGUCUUUUUUCAGGAUUUCUUGGGUAAUAAUGUUUAGAAGCUUGCUUGAUUAACCAACACCCAUUGUAUUGCUAGUACAGACAGUUUUUAUCAGAAUUCAGUAAUAACCUAUAAAUUUCAUUAGUUUCUUAUUAAUAAGAACAUUCUUUUAUUUAUUAAAAAGGGUUUGACUGCCUGUUAAUUAUAUAUUUCAAUCAGAAUAUAAUUAUAUGUAAGGAUUCUUAUGCCAGGAUCAUCGUUUAGGUGUAAAUCCCCAAAAAAAUAUUCAAGACAUGCAUGUUUCAAUAUUAAGUACCAACUUGUAUAUUUCAGAAGAAAUCUUAUUUUAAUGCAUUUUACGCAGGAAGCAUAUUAUGCUGAUUCCACUUUUCUGUAUACUACGGUAUGUCUGUAAUAUAUAUGGAUGUGCCGAUUAAUUGUGCUUACCUGUUGAACUUUGAUAAUCCAAAAUAUAUUUGUUUACCUUAUAUGUAUUUGCCUGACCACCCCAUGAUUUCUUGUUACCUUUUCUAUUCUCUGUAAACUCGCUUGACUAAAGAAUAUUGCCUAUAUGUAAAAUGGUCAAUCAUAUAUGGCUGUAUUAGCAAUAUGGGCGAACAAGGAUUGGCGAUUUACUGAAGGUCAAAACUGACCUCCAUCAAUCACCCUUAGCCAUAUUUGAAAUCUAGUCCCAUGAAACAUGGAAACACCAGCACUGUCAGCAUUGAAGCUAUCAUCAGACAUUAUAAUUAUGUUGUUAUCCAAAGUUUUUUGUAGUAUUAAAAUUUUUAAAUUGUGGCCUUGAUGACAAACUUAUGAUAACCGGAAAGAUUAUGAGGAGUGACUUUCAACAAACAAUAUAGGGUUGGAGAAUUAAAGUCCUACAAUUAUAACACCAUGGCAUAUUAUGCUAAAUAUUGAAUAUAUUAUGACUUUUCAAUCUUAACUGAUCAUGUGGUUGUUUUCUUUGAAGCAUACUGUAAAAGUGGUAGAUGUCUGAAUAUCGGAUUAUCAAAUAUCUGGAGAUCAAAUAUUCAGUCAGAUUCUUCUGAAAUUGAGUACAUCUUGGUCAAAGAAAGCUGUCUUAUCAUGAAGAAUCUUUUUGACCUUAAUAUCCAGCAGAUUUUAAACAAGUUUAGAUUCAUGUCAAAGAGGUUGAAAGAUUUCAUAGGUUGUUUUUCACCAAAACAUGAUCAGCAAAAGGCUUUGCUCUGGGUAAUAAUUUACAUGAUCAAUGUUAGGUUUGAGUGGCAUUGAAAAUGUCGUGAUUAAUUUAAAGCCUCUCUGUGUUUUAUUAAUAUUUUUAAACUUUAUCAAGCUGAACUUCAUAAUCCCAUGGAUUUAUCUUCAUUUAAUUCCUUUCAGAUCUGUUCAGUUACAUCAAUAAUUCAUAAGUAAAAUAUAUAAUAAACAUCUAAAAAUAGAAUGUGAAGCAACCCUGUGCAUGUCGAGUUAUAUCCCAAGAUGAUAAACCGAAAGGCUUGGGUUUAUUUAUCAAAUGCGGAGAAGUUUCACUUCCAAUUCAUGGUGACUUUUCCCGUUUAACCUAUCUUUUAUUUUUCCCUAAAACUCACGUUGAUUUUGCCUAAUUUGGGCUUCUAAUACGUGCCAUUCUUCAAAACAAACCAGUUUGCACAUGCGUGUAUGACAUAUUUUCGGUGGUGCAUAUGCUUAUAUAAAGUGGCAUACCGCAUUAGAGAUUCCCUGUAGUCAGUGGGUAGUUUCCCAUUUUAAUUACAAUUCUAACAUUAUAUCAUCAUUUUAUUCUAUUAUAUUUUUGUAGUUGUAUCAAAAUGUAUGUUAUGAAAACAUAGAGAGGCUUUAAAGCUUGUUGAGGCUGUUGAAGCCUGUCAUUAUGUUCUGUAAAUAUUUUUUUUCCCUCUUUGUAAUUGCACACACUACAUGGAUUUGUGCAAUGUGAAGUACCUACAAUAUUAUGUAUGUGUUUAAUAUUGUCAAAUAUAGAGUUUAUGCCUGUGUACAGUAAAACCUAGAUAUACUGCCACCAUUUGUCAAGCAAAAUUUUUGGCAUUAUAUGUUAGACUUGGCAAAAUAUGGAAGAAGAUCUAAACAAAUAAGUAAGGUGACAAAUGAAAUGUGGGACCUACCCUCUGCAUUAUAUCAAGAUUUUACUGUAUGUUUUAUUUAGAGUGAAAAAUAAUUAUAUAUGUGUACUUGAUAUUCAAUAAUGAUAUUGUCAGUUAGCUUCAUGCUAUGUUACCAAGUAUAUAGAUCUAUUAUGUACAUGUAUGUAUAUAUAUAUAUAUAGUAUCUAUGGGCAAUGUGCAAAUAAGUAUCAUAUCCUUGUGCAGUGUUAAUUUCCGUAAUACAAAUAACAUAUAUUACGUAUGAUACUCGGUCUAUAAGAAAUCAAACUUUGAUCAACACUGAUUUAUCACUUUUUUAUAUGCUAGAUAUUUCGUAUGUUUUUUACACCUGCGUUUUAGCAAAACCAUAUUGUUUGUACAGUGAUAUUUGCUUUAUUGUGUGAUUUUGUUAAGUCCAGUAAUCUAUCAGAUCACACACACAUGCUUGGAGUAUUUAUAGUUAAUCAAAUGUUUAUAGUAUUAAAAGCUUUGUAUUAAUUUCUAGGUGUUGUGGAAAUCCUGUGUGUUGUACAAGGUUUAUCUUAGUCAAGAGAAAAUAAAUCUAUUAAAGACAAGGUAUAUCAAUAUCAUACUACAUAUAUGUUACUGACUUUAAAUAAGAGUAUCAAUAACUAUAAAUGUAUCCUAGAGUAUGUGCCAGUGUCAUCAUCAUUUAUUAAUGUCCCUCCUGUAAAACAAGUAAAUAUAUAUAGCUAUGAAGAUUACCCUAUAUAAGUAAGAACUCAACAUUUUUAUUUUAUUAUUACCUCCGUUGAUUACAAUUGUAUUUUAAACUUUUAUGAAGUGUUGUCAUAUACCUAAAACAGUGCAUAUGAACAAGUAAAUUUGUGUUUUUAUGACUCGGAUGAACCAUAAUUUCAAUGAUUAUUUAUUUUGUUUGUUUGCAGCUAAGGUUGUGCUGUUUGCAGCCUAAGGUUGAGCUGCACAUUUCAGUUAAAGCAUGUCCUGUAUUCGUUAAUCUUAUAUACCAGAAUCAACUUUUGAUACAUCAACUGAAACAAGAAUUUGUAUCAGUGAUCAAAAACAGUUGAUAAAAACCACAAGAACACCCAGAAAUAUUCUAAGUUGUGUAGAAGUUCAUUUUAAGGAUAUGACAUCUGUAUUAAAAACAAAACAAAAAACUGUAGAACAUCCAUUUUCUUAAUCAACUAUUCAAACAAGGAGUUUUGAACCUACUAGCUCUAAAUACAUCUACAGUGAACAAUGUCUUCUUAUAAAAGAAAUAAAUACUCCGGUUAUGCUUGUUAAAGAACAAAUAGAAUUGAUGUCCUUUUAAACGGGAUUUUUUUUUUGUAGUGUGCUAACUACGAGUGCACUGCAACCAGCUUUAGUAAUCAGGUGGUUUUCUUCACCUGUUGUAAUACAUUCAAGUUUACAAGCAAUGGCUGUUUACGUAUAACUAUACCAUACUAUACUAUUAGUUUGAAGUUCCGUAAAAAAGCGUAUCAUCAGUUUUCUUCACAUCAGCAUUUGAACCAACACCAUCCAGCAAAGCAUUCUCCAUCAAUGUAUGACUCCCUGUUGAUCUUGUCUCACUCUAUAUUUUUUCAGCACUACCCUCCCUUUAAAAGUUUCCUGUCAAAUGGAGCUGAAGUUUGUACAAUGAUUUCAAUUAAAAUUAGAUAUUUUGCUGACAUGGUGAUAUAGUCCUGCCGUUUCUGUAGAAGACUCGCACAGUAUAUGUAUUAAAUGCACAAGAUCUAAGAUAUUUCCUCGUAGACUGUUUGUUACAAUGUGUAAUGAAAAAGGUAUGAAACUACCUAAAAUUUUACGUGAGAAGUGUGAUUUUAUAUGUUGAAAAUUGGUAAUUAUUAUUAAGAUAUCAAUGAGUUGGCAGAACACAUUCGGCUGUAACUCCUUAAUUACGAUUUUUACUGUGAAAACAAAACAAUUCUUAAAUUCAUAUAUUCAGUGUUAGUGUCAUUUCCUUGAAACUGAUAGACAUAUUUAUCAUGUGAUCCUUUGACUGUAAUAGUGAAUGAUUUUUAAAUGCCUACAAAGUUUGUAUUUUCAUGGAAUAUCAGUAUUGGGGGAGAUCAACAGGCAUACUUUCAUUCAAUUUGGUUAUUUAUUAAUGGUGGUAGAUUUAACCAAUUCAAAUUGCUCUGAAGAGUUUUUUUCUUCAAAUCUUCAGAUUAAUAUGAUUGGUAAUUUCUGAAAAAAGAUUUUCAAUGCAUUCAACUGUGUCAUAAUAUGUUUCGGAUAUCUUUUUAAAAGACUGAAUGAGGAAAAAUACAAUUCAAAAGAUUGAAUGAGGAAAAAAACAAAUUUGAUAUGAAAAAGAUUUGUAGCAAUGAACUGAAAUAGAUUACAAUGUUAAAGCUUAAGUAUUUGAGUUUGUAAAUAAAGAAAGAUGAUAUGAUGGUGGGAAUCCCGUUACCUGUGGAGUCAAAGUAAUUAUCAAUUCACACCAAUUGUAAUGUAUGAUGUGUGCGAUGUAUUUGUGAGAAGUGUUUAGUGUUUCUGUCUGAUUCCAGACAGUUAAAAGUAUAAUGUUCAAGAUGUAUAUAUAUAGUUUCCACCUAUUUGUGUACUUGUGUUCUUUUGUGAAAUCACAUAGUUUAUUGAUGUUAUUGAAUAACUGAUUGAUUGAUUUUAUUGCUUUCAAGCUGAUACCACCUGCUGAAUAAUCAAAUAACUUUUUUAAGAAAAAAGGAAAAUAUUUCUUCUCAUUAUUUGGCGAAAUAUUCACAUUCAUAUUCCCAGCUAUACUAGUUCCAAUGUUUACAAAAUAUAUAUACAUGUAUAUAAUCAAAAUGUAUUUAUGCUUUUUCUCCUCUGAAAAUAGUAUCCUGCAAGAACUGUCAAAAUGUUUCCUACACUUGAAAAGGCAUUGUUUGAUACAAAGUUGUUAUUGGAUGGUAUAUUUACAGUUUACUAGUUGGCUUUUUUUGGUGGCCAGUGAUAUUAUGCUUUAUACAGCGUUAGUGCUAGGUUGUGCAAUUGUAUGAUGUGCAUUAUAUAGGUAUUAUGACACAUUACGAUCACCCUUUGUCUGUCAACCAUCAUGCAUCCAUUAACGAUUGGCAUUUUCACCUCAAAACCAACAAACAAUUUGCAGGAACCUUGCUUUGUCAAAGAUACACUACAAUUGUAAAUUAUAUUGUAACAAACUUUUUCACACUUUCAGGGCUCUUGAAGGGUGGUGCCAAAAUGUCAAAUUUCUUCUUCAGACCUCUGCUCGAAUCAAUCUUAAAUCUGCAUUCUUGGUACCGGAUACUUUAAUCAAUAGGAUGCACAUCUGAAUUGUAUACGGCUAAAGAUAAACAAACACCUGUUCUGCUAACUAGGACAAUUCAGCACAGAUUUGAUUUAAAACAUUCUUAACAAGGUGAAACAUGUAUGUAACAUGAAAUAGUUCGAUAACCGUUGCAUAAAUUUAUUUUAAAUGCACAUUGUUAGGUACUUUGUGAUUGUGAAGUAUUAAUAUUAAUUUCUGGUUGAAGUGCGAGCAUAAAGUCCCAUGGUUUUCUGUCUCAGUUUGAUUAGAAUACAUCAUUGUUUCGUGUAGAUCAAGGAAGAGCACUCUUAUUGUGCCAUGAAACGUGUAGCCAGUUUUUUUCUAUGCUUUUUUCCUUGUGAAACUUAUGCAGGUAUUGUGAGAAAUAUUUGUGUAUUCAAUGUGAAAUAAUGAUUUUAAAUCGGUAAAUAGAAAUAAAAAUCUUGAACUUAAA